AUGGCAUGCCCACGCCCCGUACUACUACACGACGACAAUGAUGACGACAACGACGACGACGACGACGACGCCGGCGAUUAUGGAGUUGGAAUCAACACCUUGAGCACCUGCUUGCAUCGCGAUGCUCUAAACAACGAAGAUCUAGACGGCAAUUAUCUAGACAACGAUACUCUAGACGGCGAUAACCUGGACCGCGAUGUUCUAGUCGGCAAUAAUCUAGAUAACGAUUCUGAAGGCGGCGAUGAUGUAGACAACGAUAGUCUAAACGGCGACUAUCUAGAUGAUGGCGAUCCAGACGACGAUCUAGAUAUGAAGCUGGAUCAUAGAUGUUCAUGCGACUGGAUGCAUCGGAGAGAGCAGAAAUCAUCGUUCGGCUGUUCAGAUCGACACGGUGUUGUGGUUGGAGAAUAUAAGUCCAGUCAGUUGUUGCAGAAGCGGGAUGGUUGCAUCGAGGGACUAUGCACUGAUGGUGGCAUGGAUGGAGGUUUCGUAGAUAAAAAUGGUCGUAUUAUUCUGUUAUGCAAUCAGGAAGAUGCUGUAGAUGCCCUAAAAUUCGACACUAAUCCUGCUGAUGAGAGUUCAAAGUCUACAAUUCAAUCGCAUGUGAAAAUGUCAUGA
This is a messenger RNA of Physcomitrium patens, 618 nucleotides long. The record is from RefSeq and is a predicted model, not a curated record. NCBI's taxonomy places the organism in Eukaryota, Viridiplantae, Streptophyta, Bryopsida, Funariales, Funariaceae.